Molecule: messenger RNA, 2143 nt
Organism: Olea europaea var. sylvestris
Lineage: Eukaryota; Viridiplantae; Streptophyta; Magnoliopsida; Lamiales; Oleaceae
Product: protein IMPAIRED IN BABA-INDUCED STERILITY 1-like
Exons: 8
Coding region: 143-1732 (529 amino acids)
Biological process (GO): protein phosphorylation; positive regulation of transcription elongation by RNA polymerase II
Cellular component (GO): cyclin-dependent protein kinase holoenzyme complex; nucleus
Molecular function (GO): RNA polymerase II CTD heptapeptide repeat kinase activity; cyclin-dependent protein serine/threonine kinase activity; ATP binding
Source: RefSeq, a predicted model, not a curated record
AAUCCUCUGAACCAAACAUGCCACAAGUGCCUUCUAUCUGUACUGAGUUUCAAGCUGAUUCUUUAUCUGCCUUCUUCAUGUGUAGAUUGGACAAGGCACUUACAGCAAUGUUUACCGUGCACGGGAUCUGAAAACUGGUAAGAUGGUUGCCCUGAAGAAGGUAAGUUUCGAUAAUUUUCAACCAGAAAGCGUGAGAUUUAUGGCGAGAGAAGUUAUGAUUCUACGCAAACUUGACCAUCCAAAUAUCAUGAAGUUGGAAGGCAUCAUCACUUCUCGAUUAUCAUGUAACAUAUAUCUUGUUUUCGAGUACAUGGAUCAUGACCUCGCUGGGCUAUUAUCAUGUCCGGAUAUCAAGUUUAGUGAUUCACAGAUCAAGUGCUAUAUGCGGCAACUACUGUGUGGAAUAGAGCAUUGUCACUCACGAGGUAUUAUGCACAGGGAUAUUAAAGCAUCAAAUAUUUUAGUAAACAAUGAAGGAUGUUUGAAAAUAGCAGAUUUUGGGCUAGCAAAUUUUAUGAGAGCAAAGAAUAAGCAACCGUUGACCAGUCGUGUGGUGACUUUGUGGUAUCGCCCUCCUGAACUCCUACUGGGGUCGACAAAUUAUGGGGAAUCAGUGGACGUAUGGAGUGUAGGUUGUGUUUUUGCUGAACUUUUUAUUGGAAGGCCUCUUCUAAAAGGCAGAACUGAGGUUGAACAAUUGCACAAAAUCUUCAAAUUUUGUGGUUCUCCACCUGAUGAUUAUUGGAAAAAAUCGAAACUUCCUCUUGCCUCCAUGUUUAAACCCCAUCAACCUUAUGAAAGUACACUUCGAGAAAGAUGCAAGGAAUUCCCAAAAAGUGCAGUAAACCUCGUAGAGACAUUUCUUUCCAUUGAACCUUACAGGCGUGGUACUGCUGCUUCUGCUCUUGAAUCCGAGUAUUUCACUACCAAGCCUUAUGCAUGUGAUCCAUCAUGCUUGCCAAAGUAUCCACCGAACAAAGAGAUUGAUGCUAAAUUCCGUGAAGAAGUGCGAAGGAGGAAGGUCAGUGCCAUGUCUAUGAAAAAUCCAGGAAGAGUGCAUAAAACUCAUCAAGAUCCAACUAGUUUUGGCACAGUAAUUCCACCUGAGGUCAUAGAGGCCAAUAUUCAAGUUGGUCGAAGACACCAGGGUGGAGGUUCCCAUGUCUACAAGGGAGGACGAGCUACUGUGUCUCAAAUGUCAGCCAAGGCAUCUUAUGAUACAGUGUCAGAGGCUUCUCAAAAGACAAAUGAAUCUCAAGCAGAUAGCGUUAAAACAGUCCCAGUUCAAAUAACAGCAUCUAGCGGCUUUGCAUGGGCAAAAAGGCGAAAACAAGAAGCCAGAAUGACAAGAUUAGGUUAUCGUACUUCAAGAAGUCACAAUUUGGGUACAAAUUUAGGUACAUUAGGCCUAUCAGGCUCAAUACAUCCACAAGAUACUUUAGACGCUGUAGUCCAAGAGUGUGACGAUAUUCCUGGCAAGGUCCGAUCUUACAUCAAAGGCCCUGAAGAGAACACCAAGCAUGUGACCUUUAAACAACAAGAAAUCCUGCUCCAUCGACAGGAUUCUUUUGAUCCGCCCGAUGCAUACAAACCUCAAGAAUUAUCAACGCAUCAUAAUAAGUUGAAAGGGAGGGGUGGAUUCUCAGGGCCACAGUUAUAUCCAUCUCAAGGAACAGAGACGAGUAUGGAUGGUCGGCCUCGUCAUGAUGUUCAUAGAUCACGGUUUUCCUGAGAUUUGUAUUAAACGCCAUCAGAUCAUGCAUAACCGCAGAUUGCACAAUGCUGCAUGGACAAUGCUCUAGCUCUCCACGAUCUUUUCUUCCCGAUGUUCGAUUUUAUAGCAACGAACUAUAUGAAGACAAGAUAGUAUGCACAGAAAAAAAGAGAUUUCCUUCAAAUUCAUACGUAAACGAGAAUAUCAGAAUAGCACAAAAAUGUUAGGUACAUUGUCGAUUCCUAUCAAAUUGGUGGAUCAUUUUGAAAUAUUUUGCCUGAAUGGUGACAACAAAAUGUAAAGAUUAGCCUUCUCACUUCUUCUCUAAUUGUAACUAGAGAUGCCUCCCAACCUACUUUUCCAUUUACACUUCUACUGUAUAUCUAAUUUUGAAACAAUGUGAAUAAUAUGAGUUUGAAAGAUUGAUUC